AUAAAUCUAUCAUUUACUAUAUUCCUCCCCAGAUAAAUUGGAAAUACAAAAUAAUUUUACUUGACCAGCGAUUGUACGAAUCGAAAGAAAGGUUAGCUAGACGAGGAGAAAGGAGCUGACUUUCGGCUGCUGGAGGGAAAGAGAAGAAGCGCGGAGAUAAAUAGUCCUCACUGCUAGUUAACAUAAAUGGAUCCUACAACUGAUGAUCAAUUAGAUUUUGAUGACGAGGAGUAUGGAGAAAGCCAAAAGAUGCAGUAUCAUGUAGGUGGAACUAUACCUGCACUUGCAGAAGAGGAAAUGAUGGGUGAAGACGACGAGUAUGAUGAUCUUUAUAAUGAUGUUAAUGUGGGAGAGGGUUUUCUUCAGAUGCAGCAGUUUGAGGCCCCAAAACCUCCAGAUUCCGUGGGAAAUGGAGUAUCCCCAGUUCCAGAAAACGAUACUAAUGAACCAAGAGUUGAUGCUAUAACUUCUCCAGAGAUGAAGCCUGGUGUGCCCAGUUCCGGGCUGCGAUUUCCUGAGCAAAAGAGCCGGUCUACGGCUGAAAGGGGUCCUGAUCAAACUGCUGCUUCUGAAAAGGCAAGGCCUCCAUCAAUGACCAGUGAUGCUCAAGUUGGUGGUAACAUGGCAUUUCACUCAUCAUCAGUUCGAAUACCUCAUGGAGCCAGUUCUGACCCUGUUCAUGAUUUGUCGGGCAAAGGUACUAAUGAGUCAUUGCCGUUGCUGAGUUCUGGUGCAGGUGGUGGUGGUAGUUCAAGAGCUGCUCCUUUGAUGCCAGCACAUCAAAUGAGUUCUAUUGCUGACACGAACAGCCCUAUGAUCAAUGAAAACCAUAUAAGGCCAGCCAUGGAGAAUGGAAAUACAGUGCUUUUUGUGGGGGAGUUGCACUGGUGGACAACUGAUGCUGAUAUUGAGAGUGUGCUGAUUCAAUAUGGGAAAGUGAAAGAGAUUAAAUUCUUUGAUGAAAGAGCAAGUGGUAAAUCCAAAGGUUACUGUCAAGUAGAAUUUUAUGAUCCUGCUUCUGCUUCUGCCUGUAAAGAUGGAAUGAAUGGACACAUUUUCAAUGGACGAGCUUGUGUGGUGGCAUUCGCUACUCCUCAUACAAUAAAGCAGAUGGGUGCUUCUAUUGUAAACAACAAAACCCCAACUCAAGUUCAGACUCAGCCACACCAGGGAAGGAGGCCCAUGAAUGAAGGACUAAACAGAGGCAGCGGGGCAAGUUUCCCCAGUGGAGAUACAGGGAGGAAUUUUGGUAGAGGUGGGUGGGGACGUGGGGGGCAGGGAAUGCCAAACAGAGGUCCUGGUGGUGGGCCUGGAAGGGGAAGAGGUGGUAUGGGUGCAAAGAAUAUGAUGGGUGGUAAUGUACCUGGACUCAAUGCUGGCAUGGGCAUUGGAGCUUAUGGACAGGGCCUUGCGGGUCCUGGUUUUGGUGGUCCUCCUGGAAUCAUGCAUCCACAGGGAAUGAUGGGUCCUGGGUUUGAUCCUGGGUACAUGGGUCGGGGAGCUGGUUAUGGAGGCUUUUCAGGCCCUGGUUUUCCGGGGAUGCUUCCUCCGUUUCCUACUAUGAACCCUAUGGGGCUCACCGGGGUGGCUCCUCAUGUAAACCCUGCUUUCUUUGGCCGUGGGAUGGGAAUGAUGGGUGGUACAACAGGGAUGGAUGGUCCUCAUCAAGGAAUGUGGACCGAUACAAGCACAGGUGGUGGGUGGGGAGGAGGGGAAGAGCAUGAAAGAAGGACAAGGGAGUCAAGUUAUGGUGGUGAAGAUAAUGCGUCUGAAUAUGGGUAUGGAGAUGCGAGCCAUGACAAAGGGGGGGCAAGGUCGAGUGCUGCUUCUAGGGAGAAAGAGCGAGCUUCAGAACGUGACUGGUCGGGCAACUCCGAGAAGAGGAAUCGUGAUGAAAGAGUAGAUAAUGACAGGGACAGGUAUGAUAGGGAGCAUAGAUACAGGGAAGAAAGAGAUGGUUACAGGGAUUACCGCCAUAAAGAACGUGAAGUGGAUUAUGACAAUGACAGAGGUCACUCUUCAAAAUCUCGAAGCAGAUCCCGAGCUGUGCAGGAGGAGGAUCAUAGAUCUUCUCGUUCGAGGGAUGCUGAUUAUGGGAAGCGGAAAAGGCUUCCAUCCGAGUGACAUAGUAUUUGUCAAAUAAAUACUCUGUUACGGAAAGUGUUUUUCAGGAUGUCUUAGUUGGAGUGCUGGACUCCUAUAACCAAGUCCACAAUAUUAUCCUCACAACAUUCCUCUGCAGACUGCUUGAAAGGGUUGCUGUUCUUCUCCCUAAAUUUAAUGAAGUAAGAAUUUAGCCUAACUUUCAUUCUAUUCAUGAACUUGAAUUGGUUGAAAACAUUACAUUUGUGCUAAGAUCCUGAGCUUAUUAGGUCUCCGUGGUAUUUCAUAGUGUGUGUUGGGACUUAGAGCUCUUUGUUGCUCGCUGCUAGUCUUCAUCGGUCAUUAAGGCAUUUCUGGUUCCAUCAGCUCUUUUGAGCUGCAUUAGUCUUCGCCACUUUUGAAACUUGAGACACUUGGAACCUUGUUAUAUAUUGUUAUGUAUUUUGAUUUGCUUUUUUAUGCAUUCACCUUUGCUUCAUGAAGAAAAGGUUUUUUAUGAACUCUUUAUUUUUUUAUUGCCUAGCUUAAAGGGGGUAAUGCUGUGGAUGGUGUGAUAUCUUACCCAAUGUGAUAUAUGCUCGUGUGAAUGAUGUGAAGUUUGAAUCUUCAUAUCUGCUAUUUUAAUGAUCCAUUCCUUUGUCCAUUCUAUUUUUUUAUGCUAAGUGGUCAUAGUAUAUAUGAUAAGAACAGAAAAAAUAAAAUCAACGGGAUAACCCGUUGCCCAAAAUAAUCAACGGCUGGAUCCGUUGCCCAGAGCUAAAUAGCUAAACCCAAUAUUAUUAAUGCUUGAUUUGAAUAAGCCUAGGCAAGGGUUUAUAUAACCCUUACAUCCAAAACUGAAUAGGAAACUAAAUCCUAGUAAGAAACAUAAUAGGAGUCCUAAUUAAACCAUUCAAGGAAACUAAAUAGAAAUAGGAAACCUCUAAUUAAUAGAAGUCCUAAUUAAAUCAUACUAGGAAACAAAAUAAAUUAGGAAACAAAAUAAAAGGAAUAAUUAAAAUUAAUUAAAUUGCUCGUAGCCAGCCCACGAAGGUGGGCUCAAGCCCGUCCCGCCCCAUGCUCUUCCCGCUUCAUAUCAAUAUACCAUUUUUAUAUGGAUCACAUAAGAUUUCGGUUCCUAGUAGUGUAAUGGUUUUCCUGGUUUAGUUCUAAUGGGUUAAAACCAGAAUACGGUUCUACUAACCUACUAACUUGUGGUUUUUUACGGACGAGCAUCCUUAUAGUGGAUUUUCGGGCUCUGUAUUUUACUAUUUAUAGGUGAUAGGUCUUGUUCGUGACAGUGCAUUUUCUUAACACGCUCACAAAAAUGUUCAAAUGUUUUGUUAUUUUUAUGUCUGUAUUCUGUGCAUUGUGCUAAAUGGGAGUAAAAGCAUCCUGGACCACAUAUGACAUAAUCAAGUGUCUGAUUAAUGCAGUUUAAUUGUGAUGAUUAUGCAUGCAAGCAUACUUAGUUUCAAGUUCGGGAGUUUGGUCGUGGAUUGUUUUGAAAGGGAGGGUGUUUGAGGGCCAAACAUAUAUCUUUAAUAAGAACUGAAGCAAUGUCAUAAUCUGUAAUAAUAAACCAUUUCAAUCACUCUAUAUUUGUUUUUCAGAAACAUUCUUUCUAUCAAGGUAUUGACUAAGCCCUCUAAUGUCUUCCCCUCCAAAGAUAUCUUUUUCUGGGUUAUUGUAAAUGAGGAGCAUCUUCUAGGUAGCACAAGUAUAUGUUAAAAUAUGUGUGCUUUUUUUUACAAGGUCUAUAAAAGCUGUUAACCUCCGCUCAUUCUUUUGUUUGAAGCUGGGGAUGUUACUCUUGCCUUUAUCUUUUCAAAUAUAUAUGUGUCAUGUCAAUAGUGAAUCCCCUUUGAUGAAUUUUGACAUGAGAAUUUUUCUUUUACCCGUAUUCAGGGAUCAGAGAGGCAACUCUUUGUUUUCAUGUCUAAACCCGCAUAAGUUGGUUACAUGGAGGAAGAUGAGUUAACUUGGCUGAAUUCCCUUACAAGUCCUUGUGUUAUGGCCAUAUUUUGUUUUACUUGUAAAUCUAUAUAUACGGUUUCCUCCUCUCCAUGAAAACUUGUGGAUAACAAACCGUGAUAUGGCCUGUUAUUGGAGAAGCUUUGCCUCAAAAUAGGGAUGUGUCUACCCAUCUACUUCCAUACAUUCCAUUUUUAAGCUGUUCUGGAAGACUCUUUGUACUGUUUCCUGUACAUGUAACUGUUCAAGUCCAAACUUGUGCCUUUGUACUACCAGCCUGUAAGAUUUUUGUGUAUCGUCUGAAGUUUUUUUUUCAGCUCUAGGGUAGUCAGAUUGAACUGUUGUAUGCUCAAUAUUGUGUUGUAAAUUUAAGCAAGUAGCAUUAUAGUGGAACAAUAAAUACCCUUCUUGCCAUGGAACUUAUGAGUCUAUGACCAGACGGUAGAUACAACCAACAGAAAGUACAUUCUCAGUGAGCUAUCUGAUGAGCGGCUUUAUUGGGCAUGGUUGCAUAUUGCAUCUGUAUUUGUCAAUUUGUUCUGACGACCAAGAGUGAUGUGUAAAUGAAAUGUAAUAAGAUUCUGAUAUUAGGACUUGUAUCUCUUGUGUUGUAAUCAGUUCAUACCUUUUUUGUAACUUGUAAACACGGAUUUUGUAGUUAGAUUAUAAUAUCACACUGUAAAAUUCCAAUGUAAGUAUGUAACACUGACCAGAGGGUUGAUGUCCAUAGAUAUUCUUUUUUUUUCUCUUGAAGUUUCAUUUUUGUAUCGUUUGAAGGCUUAUUUUACUAGGGGUUAUACUCCGUAUG
Molecule: messenger RNA, 4864 nt
Organism: Cuscuta epithymum
Lineage: Eukaryota; Viridiplantae; Streptophyta; Magnoliopsida; Solanales; Convolvulaceae
Source: the annotation of a GenBank genome assembly